This is a messenger RNA of Durusdinium trenchii, 540 nucleotides long. The record is from the annotation of a GenBank genome assembly. NCBI's taxonomy places the organism in Eukaryota, Dinophyceae, Suessiales, Symbiodiniaceae.
AUGGGCAUCACUCCGCCUUUGGCCAGGAUCAUCUCCCGCCGCUCCGGCAUCCAGCGCUCCAUGCUUUUGAUGGCGGCACAUACGGGCACCAUGUGGCUCAAUGCCACUCUUUGUGCCAUCUACAUGAGUGAACACUGCAUGCGCGGAUGGACCACGUUCUGGACCAUGUGCGAUCCAACGUCAGAUCUCUAUCACCGGUUCGAGGUUCGCCUUGGACAUCAUCGUUUCUUGGAUCCAAUCCAAGACUUAUGCACAGAGAAUCAUCGAUGGUGGAAGGAGGACGCAUCUCGGACUCGAAAAGGGAACGGAGAACUCUGUAGCUUAGCUUCCAGUCGUUUUCCUGACAAGUCCUACUCUCAGUUUUGGUUUCUGGAAAGGCUAUUGCUGCCAGCCGCUGGCAUGGCGGCAAGCACCAAUUUGCUUUUGGUCCAGCUUGGCCGCCGGCAUUUCCAUGCCGUGGUGCCUAGUCUGGAUGGCGAGACUGCCAGCAUGUCUCGAAAGUACCUGCAGGCCAGCGUUGGCAUUUUGCUGAUCUUUUAG